Molecule: messenger RNA, 1650 nt
Organism: Beauveria bassiana ARSEF 2860
Lineage: Eukaryota; Fungi; Ascomycota; Sordariomycetes; Hypocreales; Cordycipitaceae
Product: proline transporter
Exons: 1
Coding region: 1-1650 (549 amino acids)
Biological process (GO): amino acid transmembrane transport
Cellular component (GO): membrane
Molecular function (GO): amino acid transmembrane transporter activity
Source: RefSeq, a predicted model, not a curated record
AUGACCAACUCCUCUGGGGAUGUUUACGAGAAGAACUCUCCCAGUAUCGACCACGCUCACAUCGAAUCCAUAGAGGCCGGCAACAAUCAGCACCUGCGACAAGGAACGCAACGUCGCCUCACUGCACGGCAUGCCAUCUUCAUUGCUUGGGGCGGCACCGUGGGAACUGGCCUCUUCGUCACCACAGGCAAGGGACUGUCCCGCGGUGGUCCUGCAUUCCUCGUUGGCAGCUACAUCAUAAUCUCGCUGCUCGUCUACUCUAUUCUCACGGCCAUUGUCGAGAUGGCGACCUUUCUGCCCGUGAGGGGCGGCUCCAUGAGCCAUUACGGCACUCAAUUCGUAUCUCGUAGCUGUGGCUUCAUGAUGAGCACAUUGUACAUUUACUCCUUUGCCAUCCUCAUUCCCUUUGAGCUCGUCGCAUGCGCCAUCAUCAUUGACUUUUGGCGCUUGCCCGUGCCGAGUGCCGCAUGGAUCACCAUCUUCGGAGUGUCCCUGAUUCUUCUCAACGCGUUGCCUGUGCGGUGGUAUGGCGAUGCAGAGUCCGUCUUCACUGGUGUCAAGAUUUGCACCAUAUUCGGCCUUCUUAUCCUCGCCAUUGUUCUUUUGUUUGGCGGCGGUCCUGGCCAUGACAGGCUCGGGUUCCGGUACUGGAAGCAUCCCGGCGCAACCAAGACCGUGAUUCUAGACGGGCAUGUUGGUAGAUUGGUCGCUGCAGUUGCGACGUUUGUGGGCAGCGUUUUACCAUUUACGUUUACUCCUGAGAUGAUUGUCGCCACGGCCGGGGAAAUCCAGAGUCCGCGGAGGAAUGUGCCCAAGGCAGCCAGGCAUUUCACUUGGCGACUAAUUGUAGCCUUUAUUGGGAGCGUUAUGGGCAUUUCCAUCAUUUGCCCGUCAGACGCCGAGGCACUCACAGCCGGCUCGGAUGCCGGGUCCUCCCCCUGGGUUGUUGGAAUCCGCAUGGCUGGGAUCAGUGGCUUGGACAACGUUAUCAACGCCGUCAUCCUCGUUGCCGCCUGGUCCACAGGCAAUGCCUUUUUCUACCUUGCCAGCAGAGCCCUCCAUACUAUGGCGUUGGAGGGCAGUGCCCCUGCCAUCUUCAAACGCUGUACCGCAAAAGGUGUACCUAUCUAUGCGGUUGGCGCUAUAUCGCUCGUCUUGCCGCUCGGUUAUCUAACCAUAAGCACUUCAGCCCUGGAUGUUCUCUACUGGCUGCUGAACUUGGUGAACACGGGAGGCUACAUCUCCUGGGUCUGCUGCGGCGUCACCUAUCUUCGCUUUCGACGCGCCUGCGAGGUUCAAGGGAUCCCCGACUCCCAGCUUACCCAGCGUUCGUGGAUGCAGCCAUACGCGUCGUAUGUGACAAUCAUUGUCUUUAGCAUUCUGUGCUUCCUCAAUGCUUUUACCGUCUUUUUCCCAGGACACUGGUCACUGGGUAACUUCAUUUCUGGUUACAUUGGACUCCCUGUUUUCAUUGGCAUCUACGCCAUACAUUGCUUUGCUCACAAGUCUGAGCCGUGGGUCGUACCCAUCAACGAGAUUAAUCUCCAGAUCAGUGACGAAGAGUUGAGUGACAUGACGCUCGAGCACGAGGCUGUGAGUGAGCUGUCCACCUGGCAGCGCUUGAGCAACAUAGUCCGCAAGCGAGCCUGA